AUGCAGGAGGAGAUUGGCGUGCCCACGACUGUGGACGACGAGAGCUCGAGCGACUCGCGCGCUGGCCGCCACGGCAGCGCCGGGCUGUUCCUGUUCAAGAAGGACGCGGACGCCGUCGAGGAGACGCCCGAGGACAUGGCGGCGCUGGAGGCCGAGCGAGAGGCCAACAAGAAGCUGGCGGAUGAACUGGCGGACGAGGAGCGGCGCCGCCGCAUCGAGGAGGAGAAGGACCGCGAGAACGAGCUCGCGGUCGUCCGCCAGAUCAACGUCGAGUACUCCAUCACGGCCGAGGAGCAGGAGCGCGAGCGCCGCGUGUACGAGUACGAGAUCACCAAGGUGCAGGACGAGAUGGUGCGCCGCCGCAGCCAGGCGGAGGCAAUUGAAGCCGCGGAGCAGGAGCGCACGCGCCGCAUCUCCGAGGCGGAGGAGGUGCAGGUGCAGGACUACAAGGAGCGCGUGUUCGCGCAGGAGCUGGCGGUUCAGGCCAUGGAGAAGGAGCGCGUGAGGCGUCUGAGUCUCCCAGAGCAUCGCGAACGCGCGCCUUCUGCCGGUGGGCCAGCGGGUGAAGGGCCUCCUGGACUGGAGCGCUUCUACUCGUGCAAGAGUAUUCCGGUUGUGCACGCGUCGGCGUCCAAGGUUCCGGUGGACGAGAACUCGGAGUGGCGCUGCUUUAUCGCGUCCGAGAAUGCUCAGGAGGAGAAGGACCAGCUGCAUGCGCUUCGCUUAAGCUUGGAGGAGGAACUGAAGGCGGAACGUCACGCCAAGUACGUGGAGCUGGUAGGCGACGUUCGCCUGCUCCGCUUCCUGCGCGGCCACAAGAUGAACGUGUCGGUGGCUGCCACGAAAUACCGAGAAAUGCUGGCCAUGCGCCAGAAGCUCAACCUCGACAACAUUCGCGACGACAUCGUGAACAACAACAUGGGACCGGACGAGUUCCCUCACUUCCAGAAGAUCAUCCCGCACCUCCCCUUCCUGGACACGUACGACGUCUUCUCUGCUGCGGACGGCCAUGUCUUCUACUUUGAAAUGACGGGCUACGCUGACUUCCAUAAGCUGUUGACUGAAGUGACGGAAGAGGAAUGGCAGACUUUCUUCCUCUACUCGAUGGAGUACCGUGCGCUGAAGCUCGACCAGCUCAGCCGUCAGAAUGAAAAACUGGUGCAGACUAUCCUAGUUCGCGAUCUCUCGGGCUUCUCCAUCGCUCGCUUCAACCCGAAGCUGCUGAAGCGCUUGAAGCCACUUGUGUCGAUCGCCACAAAGUGCUACCCGGAAUCGAUGCACAAGGUGCUUGUGCUGCAUGCCCCGUGGAUCUUCGACAAAGUAUGGAGUGGAGUCAAGUCCAUGCUUCAAGAAACCCAGCUGCGCAAGGUGCACAUGGAAGGUAACUCGCUCGAGCGGUUGCUAGAUCUUGCAGGGAGCCGAGACAAGCUACCAAAGCUACUCGGUGGGCGAAGCACGACGCAUGCCAUCCCUCAAACUGGUUUCCUAGGUCGCAAUGCCUUCUUGCUGCUCUGUGAAGAUGGAGCGACCCAAGCGGAUAUCAAGGCAGGUGGGACGCUGCAACUGCCAUUCCGCAUGAGUGCCAACGAUACGCUCUGCUGGGAGUACGUGGUGAAGGACCGAGAUAUCUCCUUCGCCGUGAAAUUCCGCACGCAGGGCAUUGGCGGUGCCGAGGAGAGCGAAAAGGUUGCACCUGAGCGUGUUUCAAGCGGAGCCCCCAUCGCGAGCUCCUUCACGGCAACAGAAGACGGCACGGUGGUGCUGUCCUGGGACAACUCGUUCUCGUGGGCGCGCGGGAAAACCAUCGCGUACAAGGCCAAGGUGGUCAAGUCGACGCACGACUUCUCAUCGCUCGAUAUCAGCGGGAACGACUGCGUCUAA
Phytophthora sojae is the source of this 1881-nucleotide messenger RNA. RefSeq lists its product as hypothetical. Bases 1 to 1881 code for a protein of 626 amino acids. Lineage: Eukaryota; Oomycota; Peronosporomycetes; Peronosporales; Peronosporaceae. Gene Ontology annotation, cellular component: cytoplasm. The record is from RefSeq and is a predicted model, not a curated record. The transcript has 3 exons.